This is a messenger RNA of Ylistrum balloti, 2715 nucleotides long. Its product is annotated as F-box-like/WD repeat-containing protein TBL1XR1-A. Lineage: Eukaryota; Metazoa; Mollusca; Bivalvia; Pectinida; Pectinidae. The transcript has 15 exons. Gene Ontology annotation, molecular function: transcription corepressor activity; protein binding. Gene Ontology annotation, biological process: regulation of transcription by RNA polymerase II. Gene Ontology annotation, cellular component: histone deacetylase complex. The record is from RefSeq and is a predicted model, not a curated record. The coding region runs from base 347 to 1816 and encodes 489 amino acids.
CGACUCGUUGUAUUACAGAUGUAUAUUUCUCGUGCUAAUCUGGGAAUUAAUGUGCGGUUUGCUACACUGUCAUAUAACUUGAUUAUUUGGUGACUAUAUAUUAUUAAUUUCACUGAUAAAUUGGACCACGAAAGGAGUACGCGUGAUUAUAAUUCAGGUGUAUAGUGAAUAUUGGCUGGAAGUUAAAGUCUGUUUCUGUAAACGAACUUACGGUUUUUCAAACUGCCAAGACAUUUACACGUGUUAUUUACAGUGGUGUCUUCCACAGAGGAAUGUGAUGACCUGUUACUGAUGGUCAGAUGACAGAACGAAUGUUUCCCCACUUUAGCCACUGUUUAAUAUAGCCAUGAGCUUCAGCAGUGAUGAAAUUAACUUUCUUGUAUAUCGAUAUUUACAGGAAUCAGGUUUUGUUCAUUCUGCAUACACGUUUGGUAUAGAGAGCCACAUCAGCCAGUCCAAUAUAAAUGGGGCUCUUGUGCCUCCAGCGGCACUCCUGAAUAUCAUACAAAAAGGCCUCCAGUACACUGAGGCAGAAAUCAGUAUUGGAGAGGAUGGGUCGGAAAAAGUUAUUGAGUCUCUAUCGCUGAUCGAUGCUGUAAUGCCGGAUGUGGUAGAGUCCCGAAAACAAGCAGCAGCCAAGGCCCACAUCAAAACAGCAGAGACACCGAACACAAAUGGAGAGGAGCCCUCUCACACGCUUACCAAUCACACAGAGUCUAUGGAAGUUGAUGGCAGUUUGGAAAUCCCAAGCAGUAAAGCAACUGUGCUACGUGGCCAUGAAUCUGAGGUGUUUAUUUGUGCUUGGAAUCCUGCUAAUGAUCUGCUAGCAUCUGGGUCUGGGGAUUCAACCGCACGGAUCUGGAACAUGAACGACAACAGUAAUAGUGCAAAUCAGUUGGUGCUGCGUCACUGUAUCCAGAAAGGUGGAACAGAGGUCCCUAGUAACAAGGAUGUCACAUCACUAGACUGGAAUUGUGAAGGCACAUUGCUGGCUACAGGAUCCUAUGAUGGUUAUGCUAGAAUAUGGAGCACAGAUGGUCGGUUGGUGAACACAUUAGGUCAACAUAAAGGUCCAAUAUUUGCUUUGAAGUGGAAUAAACGAGGAAACUACAUCCUUAGUGCUGGGGUGGAUAAGACAACUAUUAUCUGGGAUGCCAGUUCAGGGAAUUGUACACAACAGUUUUCAUUUCAUUCUGCUCCUGCGCUGGACGUAGAUUGGCAGACGAAUGCGACUUUUGCGUCCUGUUCCACAGACCAGUGUAUACAUGUUUGUCGAUUAGGGGUUGACCGGCCCAUCAAAACAUUCCAAGGCCAUACCAAUGAAGUAAAUGCCAUAAAAUGGGACCCACAGGGUCAGCUGUUAGCGUCAUGUUCAGACGACAUGACUUUAAAGAUAUGGGAUAUGCAGCAUAACAAUUGUGUCCAUGAUUUACAAGCUCAUAACAAAGAAAUCUACACAAUCAAAUGGAGUCCCACUGGGCCAGGAACCAACAAUCCAAAUGUACCACUGAUUUUGUCAAGUGCAUCGUUUGAUUCCACGGUGCGCCUCUGGGAUGUGCAGCAGGGUACAUGUAUUCACACGUUGACUAAGCACCAGGAACCUGUCUACAGUGUGGCAUUCAGCCCGGAUGGCAAAUUCCUGGCCAGUGGCUCCUUUGACAAGUGUGUUCAUAUAUGGAAUGUGCAGAGUGGCGCUUUAGUACAGAGUUACCGUGGGACGGGAGGAAUUUUUGAAGUGUGUUGGAACCACCGUGGGGACAAAGUUGGGGCUAGCGCCUCUGAUGGAUCAGUAUUUGUCUUGGACUUGCGGAAGUGAAGAAUUGCUAUGAUAUCAAAGACAUUGCUAGCUGCUACCUCGUAGUCUUUUUCAAAGGAAUGAAACGUGAAAGAGCAUGGCGACCCUCUGAAGACAAAGAAAGAUUAUCUGAUGUUCUUCAAUCAAAGUGUAAUGCAAACGAGGCACAGUUCAGGCUGAAGUAGCUGACUGUUGAAAGAUGGAAGCCCACUUCCCAAGGGCAAUAUAUUGCAGUGCUGUCCCAAGAGGUGUUGGCAGUCAGUGGCUUGUACGCUCAGGCUGACAGAGGACAAGCCAUUCGGCAGUCUGGCAUGUGGAGUUGAUUGUUCAACUCGCUUAUAUGAUAGAUUGUGCUUAUGCACAGAGAGGUUAUUUUGAUAGAGAGAUAUGAAAGAUGAACCAAAAGUUAUCCCUUAAGAACGAGCUUGAAUAGGAAGUUUUACAUGUGAGGUGAUUAUCUUAGUGUACAGGUCUGGAGAGAGUUAAAAGAUGUACUCCUUAGUUAAUUCCCAGCACCAAAGAGGAUACUAUCGAACACAGCUAUUUUAAUCAUCAUGUGAACAAAAUAAAAAUGUGUUGUUGAUGAAUGUACUGACUGAUGUUAUGUGGUCCACUUGUUUAUUGUCAGUCUAUUUCCCUGUGAGAAAGCACAUUAUUGACAAUGUCUACAGAUUUUCCCAUUUUGUAACAUUACUUUGUUAUAACACUUUCUCAAUGUAACAUUUCUCUAUGAAGGUGUCUGCAUUCUUCAUUGAGAAGGAAGGUUCUGUUCUUUACAUGUGAAUGUCUUUUUUCAUCAUUUUGGAAAAUAUAAUCAUAAUUUUAAAAAAAUAGAUUAUUUGUAAAAUUACUUUAGUCCCUUUUCACAAAACUUCUUAAGGUUAUUCAGGUCUGGUCUGAUAUAUUCAAAAUUUGAAGAU